Sinocyclocheilus anshuiensis is the source of this 4549-nucleotide messenger RNA. RefSeq names its product latent-transforming growth factor beta-binding protein 1-like. NCBI's taxonomy places the organism in Eukaryota, Metazoa, Chordata, Actinopteri, Cypriniformes, Cyprinidae. The record is from RefSeq and is a predicted model, not a curated record. The transcript is spliced from 30 exons. The coding region runs from base 338 to 4549 and encodes 1403 amino acids. Gene Ontology annotation, molecular function: calcium ion binding.
ACGCGCUCAAACUUUUCUAAGAGUUUUCAAACUUCUGCUCGAGCUCAAAUCGCCCGCACGCGAGCUCUCUCGCCGCCUUGACUCCCGUUUUCCCUGAUUUCCGUUUCGUGCUUUGAAACUUUCUUUCACUCCAAGCAUUUUCCCCCUCUUUUAAGUUAUGUUUGCCUCUAAGUGUUUUCUUAUGGCGAAUAGAUGACAGCGCGCGAGGGUUUACAACUGCUUCACACGCGACAGAGCGGAGCUGCACUUCUAUAGUUUUUUUUGUGUCUUUCUAUCUAUAGUGUGUGUAUAUAGUACAGAGUAGUUCUUUCAAACUUUCCCAACACGUUCACUUCCAAUGGAUAUGGCUGUGCUCAUGUGGGACAUCAUUGUUUCUCUAACGUUAUUGAUUUCUCCGGCUUCGCUCUCGGCGGAUAAGAGCGGCUUCAGGAAACUGUACGUGCUUCAACCGGGACCGAGCGGUACGGACGGGGUUCACGUGAGCUCUAUUUCAUCGCUCUCGGGAGCGUCGGGACAGCCGCACUCCUACAAUGUGGAGCUCAAAGCCAGCUUCGGCGGCCAGGUCCGGACCCGCAGAAUGGGUCACCAGUCGAAUCCGAACCCGAGCAUUCCGAUCCGCCAGGACGCGCAGCCUGGCCGACACACAACCAGCCAUCAUAUGAAAAUAUCAGGAGUGAACGUCUGUGGGGGGCAGUGCUGUGUUGGUUGGAGCAAGACCCAGGGAUCUCAGCGCUGCACUAAACCUAACUGUACGCCCCCAUGCAAAAAUGGAGGGAUGUGUUUGCGGCCCCACAUUUGUGUGUGUAAGCCAGGCUCUAAAGGCAAGUCCUGUGAACAGACCACUUUGCCCCCAUCCUCUCAUCCAACUGGACCAUUAAACGGACACACCAAUGGUGGACUUCCAAACGGAGGUCAUACAAAUGGAUAUCCCAACGGUCAUAAUGUAAUUCCCCAGCGUCCCAUUCCUCAGCAGAUCUUCCCACAAGGCCAAGGUCAAGUGCCGUUACCGUUGCCCGGCACCAACAUGGGACAUCUGACUCUGUCCAUGAAGACAUCACCUAACGGACCCGUUCCUUAUCAACCACAAGUACAAAACCCAGUUUCAAUGACAAUGCACCAAAGCAAAACCCAGAAAUUCAUGGUUCAACAGAAAAACUACCACACUCACACACAGCUGAACCGAGCCAUCCCUCUUUCAGUGGGACACAAUCCAAUAAAUGUAGGGAACCACACAGGCCGGAUCAAGGUGGUCUUCACCCCGACUAUCUGCAAGAUGACCUGCACCAACGGCCGCUGUCAGAACAGCUGUCAGCAGGGCAACACCACCACUAUCAUCAGUGAGAACGGGCACACUACGGACACACUCACCGCCCCCAACUUCAGAGUCGUUGUUUGCCAUUUGCCCUGCAUGAAUGGAGGAAAAUGCAGCACUCGGGACAAGUGCCAGUGCCCACCAAACUUUACUGGAAAAUUCUGCCAAAUGGCGAAUCCCAACGGUCACCAGGGUCAACAUACUGUCGUAAACGGACAGAAGACACACGUCCACUCAACGCACACGUUACCCCUCAGCUACGGCACUGGACAAAACCAGGGUUUGGUGAAUGUCCAUGUGAAACAUCCUCCAGAAGCCUCUGUCCAGAUCCAUCAGGUGUCUCCGGUGGACAGUAACGGGCAGGUCAAAAACACACAGUCCAGCCACACCUUCACCUACCACAGCAGCAGCCAGAGCAUCCAACACGGACAUACUCACAGCGGCGUCAUUUACCCCAACCAGCAAACAUACCCCCAAUACCAGCCGGUGACUUCCAAGAACCAGCUGGGACGCUGCUUCCAGGAGACUGCUGGAAUGCAGUGUGGGAAAGCUCUGCCCGGCCUGUCUAAACAAGAUGCCUGUUGUGGGAUGGUGGGCACAUCAUGGGGAUUCCACAAAUGCCAAAAAUGCCCCAAGAAAACAUCGAUUCCUUUGAUUGAAUGUCCUCAAGGCUAUAAGAGGCUGAAUGCCACUCGCUGUAUCGAUAUUGAUGAGUGCCAGAUUCAAGGAGUUUGUCCCAAUGGAAACUGCAUAAACACUAUGGGAAGCUACAGAUGUAUCUGCAACCCAGGCUUUGUGCCUGAUCCCAGCCUGACCACCUGCUUCCCCGAAACACCUGCUCUUCGCGAGGAGAAAGGUGCUUGCUUCCGAUUGGUCAGUUCGGGGAAGCAGUGCUUGCACCCUGUGUCCACUCAGCUGAGUAAACAGUUAUGCUGUUGUAGUGUGGGCAAGGCCUGGGGUCCUCAUUGUGACCGCUGCCCCCUACCUGGGACAGCUGCGUUUAAAGAAAUCUGUCCUGGAGGAAUGGGUUAUCAUGUCACCACACCGUACAUUUACAAGCCCAAACCUCCUAAUGGACACAGCCAGACAGACGGUCAUGGGCAGAGCAAGCCCACCAUCAGACACCAAGCGCCUGUGGAUCAUCCCAUGCCCUUCCCCACCCUACAGCAGCCCGUGGAAGCUCUCAGCAUUACAGAGAGGCAGCUACCUGUGCCCACAGUUCCCCGGCAGGAGCUUUAUACCCACAUGAGUGUUGAUAGGUCAGUAGUACAGCCCGGACAGGCCCAGCUGUCACCCGGGGUGUCUACAAUCAGGAUGGAGCCUGCCCUCCCAGAGGUGGUGGAGAAGGUGUCACCACCCGCUCCUGUGGCACUUCCGCCCUCCAUAGAAAGUCAGGACAUCUCCCCAACACAGCUGGCAGAGAUUGACGAGUGUCAACUGACACCUGAUAUCUGUGGUGCAGGAAUCUGUUAUAACACUGUUGACAGCUACAAGUGCAUCUGUGAUGACGGCUAUAGAAUAGACAGUGAGGGCACCAUAUGUGUAGAUGUCGACGAGUGUGCAGAGAGCCCAAGUUUGUGUGCUAAUGGUCACUGUCAGAACACUCCAGGCGGAUUCCUGUGUGCGUGUGAGCCAGGCUUCAUGCCUAACGAGAAGGGCACCAGCUGCUCCGAUAUCGAUGAAUGUCAGGAUGGGAGAGUGUGUCCGUCCGGUCUCUGCUAUAACACUCUGGGCUCUUUCAUGUGUUCUCCUUGUCCGGAUGGGUUUGAAGGGAGAAAUGGCCAAUGUGUUGAUAUAAAUGAGUGUCUGGAUGAAAAAGUAUGCACUCAUGGUCAGUGCUUCAAUCGGGAGGGCUAUUUCGUUUGCACAUGUGAUGAAGGAUUCUCGCUCACUCCUGAUGGCAAGGCCUGCAUAGACAUUGACGAAUGCCAGGAUGACAGUGUGUGCAUCCAAGGUCACUGUCAGAAUACAGAGGGGUCGUUUAUCUGCAACUGUGAGCCCGGCUUUAUAUUGUCGUCCACAGGAGACCAAUGUAACGACGUGGACGAGUGUUUGGAGUUAUCUCAGACCUGUGAUGGUGUGGGGCAGUGCGUCAAUAUGUUGGGAUCUUACCAGUGCAACUGCCCACAGGGAUAUAGACAAGUUAACGGCACCAGCUGCCAAGAUGUUGAUGAGUGUGAGGACGAGACACAGCUGUGCGUCCCCAACGGAGGGUGUUUGAACAUAGAGGGUUCGUUCCUGUGUGUGUGUGAUGCCGGCUUUGUGUCCACCAGGGAUCCACCAGGCUGUGAGGAUGUAGAUGAAUGUGUGGAUGGCAGCAGAUGUGUAAAUGGUACCUGUUCAAACACAGAGGGCUCGUAUCUCUGCCAUUGUGAAGCAGGUUACCGCCUGGAGCCAACCAAUCAGACGUGCCAGGAUAUUGAUGAGUGUGCUGACUUGGGGACGUCUAUUUGUGUGGUUUGGGCCUGUCAGAACACACCGGGCUCUUACCGAUGUGAGGUGCCCUGCCCACCUGGCCUUUCCCGAGGCGAACAUGGCGUCUGCAUCGACGUGGAUGAGUGUUCUCUGAAUGAGAAUACCUGUGGAAGUCAUGGUGUUUGUCAGAAUACAAUAGGCUCCUUCAGCUGCCAGUGCGACCCAGGAUUCAAGGACUCUCAGGAUGGGCAGGGGUGUGUGGAUGUGAACGAGUGUGAGCUGCUCGGUAAUGUGUGUGGUGAGGCCAUCUGUGAGAAUCGUGAAGGCACCUUCCUGUGUUUGUGUGCUGAUGAGAUGCAAGAAUUUGAUCCGAUGUCGGCCAAAUGCUUCUCUACACAACCAGUCACACCAGUGGAGAGGAAAGAGUGUUAUUUCAACUUGAAUGAUGAGAACCUGUGUGAUAAGGUGCUGGCCAGCAGCAUGACUAUAGAGGAGUGCUGCUGUACGCUAGGAGCCGGCUGGGGGGACAACUGUGAGGUCCAUCCCUGCCCCAUACCAGGAACAGAUCAGUUCUCCCAGAUGUGUCCGGCAGGCCGGGGUUACAUUCCUCCUGAUGAUCCUAUGAUUCCUACAACCAGCUUAGCAGGAAGCUUCAAAGAUGCAGAUGAAUGCAAGCUUUUUGAAAAUGAGAUCUGCAAAGACGGCUUUUGUCUCAAUACCCCCGGUGGGUAUGAGUGUUACUGCAAGGCCGGACUCUACUAUGAUGAGAGCAAACUGCAGUGUGUUGAUAUACACAGAUUAAAGCAGCUUGAUGCAGUUUAA